Messenger RNA from Microplitis mediator, 2501 nucleotides. RefSeq lists its product as uncharacterized. The record is from RefSeq and is a predicted model, not a curated record. The transcript is spliced from 3 exons. The coding region runs from base 322 to 2277 and encodes 651 amino acids. NCBI's taxonomy places the organism in Eukaryota, Metazoa, Arthropoda, Insecta, Hymenoptera, Braconidae.
GUAUGGGAAGUGUAACAUAAUAGUAUGGUUAAUGCAAAAACCUAGUAUUGCUACUCUAACGAUAUAUUUUGUUAUAACAAUCUACUACUAAAAAUACUUUAGAUGCUUCUGACAACCACAAUUUUUUUUCAGUGUGCAAUAUUUUCUGUAUAAUUGCACAUAGUAGGUCAAUUGUAAAUGUUUUUCCGGCGUGAUCAGACGUAUUUCCUAUAAGAUACUUUAUUAUAUUUAGCAACAUUUUAAAUAAUUAUUUUACUUUAAAAAUAGAAAGUAAAAUUUCAAGUUAGUCAACGUGAAUCUGUUGAAUUAUAUUUAUUUUCAAUGCAUUUGAAACAAAUCAUAGUGAUUUUUUUAUUAGUUAAAGUGACGAAUAGUAAAAUAAAACAUUACGAUUCUCCUCUGGGAGAUUCAGCGAUCGAUUUCUAUCGUCAAGUGAGGCAACUUCUCGACUUAUGUUUCACUGAAAAUUUAAAUCCUGUUGUUAUUACUGAAGAUUUGUAUAACGAUAUCUACAAAAUUCCAUGGGAAACAAUAAAUCCGCCUCCAAUAAUUAUCAACGAAAAUUUUAAACCCAAAGAAAUCCAAGUGCACAAUCCAUCUUAUCCGACGUAUGUUUUGUCGGUUACUAACUCAAUUGAAAAUUUAAAAACACUUCUCAUUAAAUUAAAAUCUACAAGUGUCUGGAGCAUUGAAUCCUUGUUUUUUAUUAUCGGAAACUCUUGUGAAAAUGCUAGCGAAACAUUCAAAAUAUUGUGGAAAAUGGAUUUGUUGAAAUCAUUCUUCUUAUGCCAUGAACCAAGUAAUAGUACUCUGAUAAUUUAUAAUUACAACCCAUUCACAAGCUUCGCACCACAUCCGUGGAAAAAAGUUGCAACAAAUGACAAAGCUAGUAACAAGAAAUGGACAAUAUAUAACCAGCUUUUCUUUAAUGUUACAGAUAAUAAAAUUUGCCACAAUAUUACAUUUGACAAAACGAAAAUUUUAGACAGCCAUGAUGUAAAAACUACGUUUUUUUUUAAAUUACCAAAGGCAACUACCGAUGAUGUAAUUUAUUAUGGAAAUACAUCUGACAAAUCGUCCGGUCGAGCAUUUCCGUAUUUGGAUGCUUUUUAUCCUUUUUUAAAUAUUACACCAGCAAAGUAUAUACUUCAUCCUGAUGUUGCUCGCGAAGCAGUUAAACAGGGAUAUUUAAAAGUAUUAGCUGAUGGUAAUUAUGAUAUUAACGAAAAACUAUGGUCUAUCUCAAAUACAAAUUAUACACAUUCAGAUAUUAUGACUCAGUAUUAUGAAGUUACAUUUUCAAUAUUAACCCAAAAAAGAAGUUUUAGUUCAAUAGCCAAUGAGAUAGCCAAUAUUUAUAGUCUUGAAUUACUGAUAUUAUCAACUGUAGUGUUUUUACUAAUUACGAUAAUAAUAAUAAUAAUUAAUAAUUUUGACUUUGCACGAUCGUUAUUGGAUGUUCUUAGUUUGUCACUGAAUAUGGGAAUACUCACGCCUCUCGAUAGGUUAUCGAUGCGUAUUACUUUCUUUACCGGAUUUUUUUUUAUUUUUUCGAUGAGUUCAGAAAUUCAAGGUCAAAUAUCGACAUUAUUGUCCAACCCUUCAACUCAUUAUAUUGAUACGUUACAAAAUUUGUAUGAUCAUAACUAUCACGUGUACUAUGAUUUCGAAAUUCAUGAGGAUAUAAUUAGUCAAAAUAUAUGGGUAACUGACGAUGAUAAGAAAUAUUUACAUCCAUGUGAUUAUGUGUGUUUAUAUAAAUACAGUCAAAAUAUUAGAAUCAAUUCAACAAGCGCCUGCAUUUAUAAAACUGAUCAACAAUUAAAAUUUAUAAAAUCUUUUCCAAAUUUGUACUUAUCAAAAACUCCUGUUUUUACAAAAUUAUAUGCCUACUGGACGCGUAAGAAUUGGGCGUUGAAAAAAAAGUUUGAUGAAAUCGGUCUAACUUCAUUUGAGACGGGCUUUAUAAAUCGUUUAGAUAGAAGAAAUAAUAAUCUUUUAAAGAAAAUUAAAAAAAUUGAAAGGAUUAAAAGAAAUAAACAGUAUGAUCAGAUCGUAAACGAGGAUUUGAAAUAUACUUAUAUAAUUGUCGGUGUUACCAUAAUCACGGCUUUAUUGGUUUUCGGUGUUGAAUUAAUGUUGCGAAAAUUGUUUAGACCUAAGCGACCUGUACACCGACCUAUACCUAAUCGUAUACCAAUAAAAAUGAAAAAAAGACUAGUAUUUCCUAAAAGACGAAUCGUUUCUGUCAUUAGACGAAUGCGACGUCGUAAUUAAAUAUUGAUUAAUUUUUUUUUGCUAUUGUUCGUUUUGAUUCAACAAAUAUUUGAAAACUUUUUACACACUUCGCACGACAAAAUGAUUCAUCAGCUUUAUGAAAAUUAUUAAUUAAAAAUGCCCUCUCGGGAAAAUGAUAACGUUAUCAAAGUAAUAAAUUUUGUAAGAAAAGAUCUGUAUUUAACCAACAGUUUGUUAAUCCAUUUUUUGUAUAAAAAAAAUAU